This is a messenger RNA of Selaginella moellendorffii, 2258 nucleotides long. RefSeq lists its product as uncharacterized. The record is from RefSeq and is a predicted model, not a curated record. Gene Ontology annotation, molecular function: kinase activity; ATP binding. Lineage: Eukaryota; Viridiplantae; Streptophyta; Lycopodiopsida; Selaginellales; Selaginellaceae. Bases 223 to 2022 code for a protein of 599 amino acids. The transcript is spliced from 2 exons.
GGCUUCGAUGCGGCAGAGGGAUUCUCUUCUUCUUCCGUGUAGAUUCGUGUAGAUUCUGGGGCUGGAAUUCGACAUUUCGUGGCGCUGUCUCCAAUCCGCGACAGUAACGGGGGAGACUAGCCUCGGAUCUUUUCUUUUCUUCCAAGAAACGGCGAUCGAUCGAUCAGGCUGGCUCCCAGGGCGGAUAUUUCGAGCGCCAAGCUCUAUCAUCCGCCUCAUCCGAUGAUGAGAGAGCACCUGGGGUCGUUCACGGUAACAGGUGCGUUUGCUUUGGUUUUGCAAAUCCACAGGAACCAAGAGCAAGUGCAGCAGCAUCAAAGUCAAAGUUUCCACCAAAAUUCCCAGCAGAGCCGAGAGAUCCUGGCGGCCCGGCCGGAUUCCGGCGAUCUCGAGGCUCUGAUCGCUCACAUUGGCCUCACUAGCGGCGGCCUCGCCAAGACCAUUGAGCUCUAUGGGAAUUACGUGGCCAGGCAGAUUGGACUGAGGAAGAACUCCCCCGUGGCCAAGGCGCUGGCCAAGGUCGCCAUGGAGUAUCUCAACGGGGACAAGAGCCCCAGCGACGGUAGUCUGGAGAACAUCGCGGCAUUCCUCUCCAAGAGACUUAAAGACCCGAGCUCCUCGCAGAUGGUCUUUGACGAGCUCGUCAAGGAGCUGGAUUCGUGCAUGAUCUCCUACUUCUCCUUCCACUGGCAACACUCGGCACACUUGCUGGAUCAAGUCCGAAGCGGGCAGAGGAACUUGAGAAGCAUUGUCAUGGCCGCGACGAGAAAGCAUCGGUUCCAGCGAGCCAUGCAAACGCUCAAGGCGAAGCGGGCUUUCGCGACGCUGGUGGAGACGAUCAAGGCCAUGAAAACCAUCAAGCAUUUGGAAGCAAGGGAGUUGCCCGACUGUGAUCAUGAGCUUGGAGGAGAAUUCAAGAGGCAAAGGAGGAGCCCAGUGCUGAUGCUCGUUGGUGGUGGAAUGGGAGCGGGCAAGAGCACCGUGGUCAAGGAGCUUCUCCACGCCACGGAGAGUAUCGUGCGUCAUGACGCCGUGGUGGUGGAGGCCGAUGCGUUCAAGGAGGCUGAUGUGCUCUACCGCUCGCUAAGCUCUGGCUCGGGCGACGUGAGCAUGGCCUCCCAGCUCGUCCACGACUCCUCCACUCGGGCCGCUUCGUCGCUGCUCGUCUCGGCUCUCAACGAAGGGAGGGACGUGAUCUUCGAUGGGACAAUGUCGUGGGAGCCUUUCGUGAUGCAGACCAUCGCCAUGGCCCGGGACGUCCACCGGCGGCGGUACCGCCUGGGACCCGGGUAUAGGCUGGACGAGAACGGGGUUCUGGUGGAGCGGUACUGGGAGCCCGUGGAGGCGGAGGAGACGAGCAUCGAGGACGAGUUCCUGGCCUCAUUGGAGGAGGAUCAGGAGCUCCAAAAUAACAGCGAUGGCGAGCAGCAGAAGGUGGUGGACGAGUUUCUAGGGAAGCUGUGCGAGGAGGAGAGGCCGGCUUAUCGGAUCGUUCUCGUCGGGGUGACUUGCGACGCGCUACUGGCGGUGGUCCGCGGGAUCAGGAGGGCGAUUAUCACCAAUCGCUUCGUGCCCAUCCCCGCGCAGCUGAGAUCGCACAAGAUGUUCGCGGCGUCGCUGGAGAGGUACUGCGACGCGGUGGACAACGCGAGGAUCUACUCGACGAGCAGGAUGGGUGGCUUGCCGGAGCUGAUCGGGGUGAAAGACGGGCCUGGCAAGCUCAAGAGGCUGAACGAGGCGGGGUUCGAGACCGUGAGGGACUUGGCACUGCUCAACCCGGACGCGUCCUCGGUGCUGGAGCUCUACCAGGGGAGGAGCUCGCAAGUGUGGGAGGAAGUGGUCAUGGCCAGCGAUAGACGAUCCCGGCGGGAUUUUCUGUGGGACAUGCUGGUGCACGACGACGAGUCCGAGGAGGACGACUUUUACUCGGGCUCGAGCAGUGACUAUUCCACCUCGUCUUCGUCCUCCUCGGCUGCUUCCUCGGCGGAUUCGCUGGAUGAGAUGUCCCCCCGGGACGAUUGACAAGUGGGCAGCAGCCAGCGAAGAGGUAGCGAACAGUGACCGAGUGCGCGACCGAGUCGAGAAGAAAUCGCGGCCCAAAAAAGUGAUUAAUCUAGUGGAGGUGAGAGAGAGAGAUUUCAAUCAACAGCAGGCACGACUGUCCCUACAAGUCGGGGAAGAACAGAUUUUGGCCCGCGAGUUACUUCAAUCAAGUGUAUAUACAACUUUUCAAAAAGUAUUUAGAAAGUUUUUUUAAA